Molecule: messenger RNA, 3102 nt
Organism: Penicilliopsis zonata CBS 506.65
Lineage: Eukaryota; Fungi; Ascomycota; Eurotiomycetes; Eurotiales; Aspergillaceae
Exons: 1
Coding region: 1-3102 (1033 amino acids)
Source: RefSeq, a predicted model, not a curated record
AUGAAGCUGCACUCCUUCUUUGAGCCUGGGCUUCGCGCCAGCGACACCCCGUACACGUUGACGACGAGACAAACUCUCUCCAGCGGAACCGAGAGUUUCACCAAGCCGUCCUCUCUCACGUUCACCGUCGACGCCCCUCGAUUCUCCAUCCCCGCCAGCGAGAUCCAUUCCGUGUAUCCAGCGCCAGGAUCAUCGGAACACGCUCGCGUGCUGCCUCAUGUGGUGCUGAACGAUCCCCAACUGCCGUGGGAGCGCGCCGUCCCCGAAGACAAUGACAAAAACCUCAAACGGCAGCCUUGGAUGGCGCUGUUGGUAUUCACGGCCGACGAGCUGCAAGCAACGCCCUUGCCAGGCACCAAGAACACGCCGUCGCCCACGCAUGGGUUGUCGGCGAGUGUAUCGCAGCUGGUACAGGCAGACCAGGCACAGGCUUCUUCCUUUCGCUGCCCUAAUGUCAACAGCCACGACGCGAAAGACGAGACGGCAGUGACGUACAUUAUGCUGAAGAAGCAGCUGUUUGAAACGUUGAUCGUCAAGAAUAAAGCCAUCUUCAGCUAUUUCUCCCACGUCCGUCGGGUGGAUGUCACCGGGAGCGCCCAUGUCUCGGACAAGCCCGAGGAACACCCCUUCAGCGUGGUGUUCUCACCUCGGACAGGCCCUGUAGAGGGCAAAGAUCAGGCUGUCUACGUGCAUCUAGUGUCUCUAGAUGGAGUCGCCGAUAACCUGAAAGACCGAGUGUUGACUGCAGACGUCCAAACCGUCGGCUUGAUCUCUCUGUACGCCUGGUCGUACCGUAUUUGCCCGGGGGAUGAGAUCAGCUAUCGCGACAUUCUCUCCAAUCUGGACAAGGAUAGACAGCCUCUCCGUCGACCAAAGGACUUGAUCGAGGGCCUUGCAAAGGAUGAAAACAACGCAUGGCUCGUCGAGAGAUUGCAAGCAGGCUACACGCCGACCCGCCACCGCACGCUUACCGGCGAGACAACCGUCGCCUUUUACAGAGGCCCCCUGACGCCUCUAUACAUCCCCCCCCGGCAGUGUGUGCCCACUACAGCCGGGAGAGAGCUGCAGAUUCUCGAUCCACGCACUGGGAUCAUGGAUGUGAGUUAUAGUGCGGCGUGGGAGCUGGGUCGCAACCUCGCCAUUACGGAUAAGGCGUUCACGGCGGCGAUGCUUCGUCUACGCAGUGAUAUCAUGGCGUACGCAGUCAAGGAUCCGGAAAGGGAGAAGAGUAAAAGCACGUUUGCUGCCUUGGGGCGGAAGCCUGCAAAGCAUAAUCUCUACAGCGGUGUCUAUCGAUGGGCAAAUACUAAACCCUCAAAGCAGGCUUCUACUCCAUCGUCUUCUGUGGAUUCCGCUCUUCAAAGCCAGGUCAGAGAAUGGCUGCAAAGAAUGGCAGAUAGCCAGGUCCAGGCCGAGCUGAACAAUACAAAACCCACGGCGUCAACCGACUGGAUCUUCGUUCUGCAGUGGGUGCAGAGGAAACUGGCGCUGCAAGGCAUCCCAGCGCUGUAUCUCUUCCCCGAUCCUGCCGUUCUCCCUCUUGAAGCCUUCCGAACAUUCUAUGUGGAUGAGAACUGGACCGACGCCCUUGUCGACGGCGCCUUGAGUAUCGCCAACCACUCCCUCGGCGAGGAUGGCAUCAAACGCGAGAUCCGCAAGAGCUUCAACGUCUACUUUGAUGCGAUCCAGAAAGAAAACCCGGCGUUGGCAACCGCCUGGCGGCCUCGAUGGGGGCUCAUCCUCCGCAGCCAGCUGGUGCGCGCGUAUCCCAACCUGCGGAUCGAGAGAGAAAACAACAACGUCGACGUGGAGGCGGCCUUCACCACGCUCACGGAGGAUACGCUGAUCUACUACCAGAGCGAGACGCCCGAGACCACCAAGGACACGGCGCUGGUCAUCUCGCAGCCCUUCCAUCACCAGCGCUUCUCUCUGGGCGAUGACCUUACGGCCAGCAGGUUGGAGAUGUCCUUUAAAUUGUUCCGGACGACGGGAGACGAAGCCAAGGAAAAGGAGCAGCUCGAUGGCGCCAUCAACCUGGCCACCUGGACGCCGGGAAGCACGGCGUUGUUCAAGUGCAAGACGGAUGCUUUUGACGACAUCACCUUGGGAAUCAUCUACGACUGGACCACGCGGUGCAUCGAUAUCAAAGAACUGAUCAAGUCGUGCAAGGAGCUCAACGAGAGGGUCAUGAAAGACCUUUGUGUUGUCCAGGAGGAUUCAGCGGCGUAUAUUGGGCUACAACUGAAUGAUGAGAUCCUCAUGCUGCGGAUGGACUAUGAAAGGACUCAAGAAGAGGACUCCAAGCCGCGUCUCUUGAAUGAUCCAGACAUUUUGACUUCACAGACUUCCACGCCAGGCAACAUGGAGAAGACGGAGAAGAGGGUUGAAAAGACAAUGUUCAUUCCGGAGCCUGCCCUGAUCAACACUGCUCUCCUCCCCCCUGUCCAUGGCUUCAACCUCGACUCUCUCAAAGCAGCCGUUCCAUUUGUCCCUGUCAAUGAGCCUGUUGCCUAUAACAAUCUGCAGCCCAUCACCACCUCACAGCUGUCCAAGAUCUGCUCACCUCUGCUCGCGCAUCCACGGCGCAAUUUCCCUGCCGGCGCCCCCAUCACGCUUGACAUCGUCUUCAGCAUGACGGCCAUCACUGACGUCCGACAGGAUCUGUACCUCGGUGAGGUGGCCGUCUACAUCCCCAUGGGCGAGAUCAACAGCAACCUACUACAAGUGAAGGCUACGCGACCAAAAGCACGCAUGAUCGGACCAGGCAGAUUAUGGAACAUCACUUCACGUCUGGUGAAGGGGAAACGACACCGCAUCAAUCUCGAGGGCGACUGGAGCAUGCAGGACGCCGUCGACGGACACGACCAGCUGUAUCUGGGCGUCACCAUCUCCGCAUUACAAGACCAUCCCCUUCAUCUACUUCGACACGGACAGGUCAGCUUCCUUCUUCAGGAGAUGCAGAUCAACCCGUUGCCCUGUGAACGAGUGCCGCUGCUGGUUGAAGAGGCGUAUUUCAGAGCGACGGAUGAGGGAGAGUACGAGGACGUGGGAAGGGUGAAGACGGUGGUGGGAGUGACCAAGGAGGAUUGUAAGUGGGUGUAA